GUCCCGUCCCCUCCUGCAUCGUUGAACCAACCGAGCUCCAAAGUAAACCCCGCGCCCAAAAUCCCCAAACCCUAACCGCUACACCACCCGACCCGGCGGAGCCGCAGCUCCCCGGCCGCCCGGCGGUAAUCGGCGCCGGCGAGGGAAGGUGCCGGGAAGGCGGCGGCGACCUGCGGGAUACCGGGACAGGCUGCACACGGCCGCUGAAGAGCGAGCGCGCGAGCUGCCGGGGAGCGGUGAAGCCCCCGCCACAGCCCCCAAAGAGACUCGCUACACACCAACACGGACAGUUGAUACAGCCAUGGAUAUCACUCAGAUUCUCCUAGCUGCGCAAUCUCCGGACGGUAACCUUCGGUCGGUAGCAGAAAGCAGCCUUAAGCUGUUUCAGGAGCAGAAUCUUCCCAGGUUCCUGCUGUCCUUAUCAGUGGAGCUCUCGAAUGACGGAAGGCCGCCAGAGUCUAGAAGACUUGCUGGCAUUAUCCUUAAGAAUACGUUGGAUGCUAAGGAUUGUUCAAGGAAGGAGCUACUUGGUCAGCAAUGGGUCAGCCUGGACCUGUCGAUCAAAUCGAGGAUCAAGGAAUCGUUGCUGCUAACGCUAGGUUCUUCGGUGCCUGAUGCAAGGCAGGCCUCAUCACAGGUUAUUGCAAAGGUUGCGUCCAUUGAGAUGCCCCGUCGUGAAUGGCCAGACCUCAUUGCCAAGUUAUUGGGAAACAUGACGCAACAGGGUGCAUCUGCGCCACUGAAGCAAGCAACUCUAGAGGCAUUGGGGUAUGUCUGUGAGGAGAUUUCUCCUGAGCACUUGGAGCAGGAUCAAGUCAAUGCUGUUCUGACUGCUGUGGUCCAGGGAAUGAACCAGGCAGAGCUAAGUGUUGAAGUGCGUCUUGCAGCAGUUAAAGCUCUAUAUAACGCUCUUUAUUUUGCUGAUAGCAACUUUGCAAAUGAUAUGGAGAGGAACUAUAUAAUGAAGGUAAUUUGUGAGACUGCUGUAUCUAAUGAAGUGGAGAUCAGACAGGCAGCUUUUGAAUGCCUUGUUGCAAUUGCAUCCAUAUAUUAUAUGCACUUGGAACCUUAUAUGCAAACUGUAUUUAACCUGACGUCUAACGCUGUCAAAGGAGAUGAAGAAUCAGUUGCACUUCAAGCUAUUGAGUUCUGGAGCACAGUUUGUGAUGAAGAGAUUCAACUCCAAGAAGAAUAUGAGGGAUAUGACAAUGCUGACUCUAGUGCAAAUUUUCGCUUUAUAGAAAAGGCACUCCCUUCACUUGUUCCAAUGCUGCUCGAAACUCUGUUGAAGCAAGAGGAAGAUCAAGAGCAAGAUGAUAAUGUCUGGAACAUUUCCAUGAGUAGCGGGACGUGCCUUGGACUAAUCGCUAAAGCUGUUGGUGAUGCGAUUGUCCCUCUUGUCAUGCCAUUUGUUGAGGCUAACAUCACAAAUCCAGAUUGGCAUUGUCGUGAGGCAGCUACUUUUGCAUUUGGUUCUAUCCUUGACGGUCCUUCUCUUCCGAAACUUGCUCCACUGGUACAUGCUGGACUUGAUUUCUUGCUCAAUGCAAUGAAAGAUCCCAACAGCCAGGUAAAAGACACCACUGCAUGGACUCUUGGGCGUGUGUUUGAAUUUUUGCAUUCUCCAACCAGUGUGAAUCCAAUUGUAACAAGUGGAAACCUUACGCGUAUCAUGACAGUGUUGCUCGAGAGUAGUAAGGAUGCUCCAAAUGUGGCUGAGAAAGUCUGUGGAGCUAUAUACUUUCUUGCCCAAGGUUAUGAAAAUACAGCAGAUUCAAUCUCUUCUGUGCUUACACCUUAUCUUCCUAGUGUCAUUACCACUCUCCUUUCUGCUCCAGACUGUGCUGACGCAACCCAUUUUAGGCUUCGUUCAUCUGCUUAUGAAGCAUUGAAUGAGAUUGUGAGAGUCAGCAACAUAGAUGAAACUUCAAGCAUUAUAGGCCAGUUAUUGCAGGAGGUCAUGAGAAGAUUGAACUUGACAUUUGAUCUCGAAAUAUUUUCACCAGGCGACAAGGAGAACCAGAGUGACCUGCAGGCUUUGCUGUGCGGUGUACUACAGGUUAUCGUCCCGAAACUGAGCAACUCAGAUGCGGAAUCCAUUAUCACCCAGAAUGCUGAUCGGUUGAUGUUUCUGUUUCUCCGUGUCUUUGCUUGCCACGGUUCUACUGUACAUGAAGAAGCAAUGCUUGCUAUUGGUGUUCUUGCGGAUGCUAUCGGUCCAGAUUUUGUAAAAUACAUGCCGGAGUUUUUCAAGUACCUUGAAGCAGGCUUGCAGAAUCAUGAAGAAUACCAAGUAUGCUCCAUUUCUGUUGGAGUGGUGGGUGACAUUUGCCGUACACUAGAAGAUAAAGUGUUGCCAUUCUGUGAUGGAAUUAUGACUGUUCUCCUCAAGGAUCUUUCAAAUCCAAUGCUCAACCGGUCUGUCAAACCUCCCAUUUUCUCAUGCUUUGGAGACAUUGCUCUUGCUAUCGGCGAGAAUUUUGAGAAAUACCUGCCAUAUGCCAUGCCAAUGCUUCAAGGAGCUGCUGAGCUUCUUGUUGUUUUAGAUCAAAGUGACGAUGAUAUGGUUCACUAUGGUAAUCAGCUCAGACGGGGAAUAUUUGAGGCUUACUCUGGCAUAUUACAGGGUAUAAAAGGUCCAAAAGCUCAGCUGAUGGUACCUUAUGCAACCCACCUAUUGCAGUUCACUGAAGCUGUCUACAAGGAUGGGAGCAGGGAUGAGAGUGUGACAAAGGCUGCAGUUGCAGUCCUUGGUGAUCUCGCGGAUACACUUGGCCCAAUAUCAAAAGAUCUGUUCAGGAACCACCUCUUCCAUGUUGAAUUCUUUAGGGAGUGCCUUGAUUCGGACGAAGAAGUCAGGGAGGCUGCAUCGUGGGCGCAGGGAAUGAUAAACCAAGCAGUGGUUGCUUAAUACGCGAAAUCAUUUUCUGUUGUUGGUUGUGGUGGAGGUUUCUUCUUGUGCAUCUGUAAAGUCCAUAUGCCACGGAUGAAUGGAAGAAUUCCAAUGUAUAUGUAGUGUCAGUAGUAGGGGAUCCUUCAGUGAUCGAUGUGUUUGACUUGAACUGCUAAAUUUACUAAUGUGUUUGACUUGUUGCUUAUCCAUGCUAUGAUGUCUAUGUUACUA
Triticum aestivum (bread wheat) is the source of this 3124-nucleotide messenger RNA. Its product is annotated as importin subunit beta-1. Gene Ontology annotation, molecular function: small GTPase binding. The transcript has 3 exons. Bases 302 to 2911 code for a protein of 869 amino acids. Lineage: Eukaryota; Viridiplantae; Streptophyta; Magnoliopsida; Poales; Poaceae. The record is from RefSeq and is a predicted model, not a curated record. Gene Ontology annotation, biological process: protein import into nucleus.